Messenger RNA from Centropristis striata (black sea bass), 1937 nucleotides. RefSeq names its product SUN domain-containing protein 2-like. Gene Ontology annotation, molecular function: protein-membrane adaptor activity. The record is from RefSeq and is a predicted model, not a curated record. Gene Ontology annotation, cellular component: meiotic nuclear membrane microtubule tethering complex; nuclear envelope. Bases 644 to 1552 code for a protein of 302 amino acids. Lineage: Eukaryota; Metazoa; Chordata; Actinopteri; Perciformes; Serranidae. The transcript has 7 exons. Gene Ontology annotation, biological process: nuclear envelope organization.
UGUUUAUUUAUACUUUGUGAGAGAAAUGUUUCCAAUAACUGUGUCCACUGUACUUUAUGUAAAUUGGAUUGUGGGAGAAAUUUGAGAAACACCUUUCUGGAAAAUGUAAUCCAGUCUUUGCCAUACAUAUUUUGUACAUUUUCGACUGUAACUGCAAAAUAUGUUAUCGUACUAUGAAAAUUCCAAUCCAGAAACAUAUUUUCAAUACCGGCUUCAAUUGGUUCAAUUGUUUUGGUUAUUUUCAUGCACAUGUGUAAAGCUUAUAUUUAGCUGGGUUACAGCACUUAAGCAGUAAUAUAGCAAGACUAUAAUUUACAUUAUUUUUCAAAAACUUAAAAACUGACAAAGUAAGCUACUAUUGUAUGUUCUGUGUUGCAGAAUAUAUUCACAAAAAAGAGGAAAAUGUUUAAAGGCUUAUCCACCACAAACUACAACCUUAAAAAUGAAAAAUAAAUUGUUGAAUCAACACAUCUUUUUUUGUAGCGUUUGUCUGACUCUCAAUAACAUAAUAGUAUUUAGCACUGAGUAGCUUCUAAUAAUAUAAAUCUUAAAAAUAAAUCAGUAACAGUUAAAAAAGUGCAUGCCAUAACUUGUGUCACUGAGUGACUCACUCCCUGUUCUGCUCUCUUGUUUGUUAACAGUCAUGUCACGGAGAAGCUCAAGAUUAGAUUUGUCGGGAUAUUAUAACAACGAGGGCGAACCCGUUAUUAGAUACAGGGAGUCCAGGCAGAGGAAUAUCAAACGACGUAGGACCACCUUCCAGUCCUGGAGACGACGUCUUCUCGACACGGCAGACGGCGAGAGCGAAUGUGGCUCCUGCAACAAAAGACAACAUGACAACAGCAGGACCUUCAUGACGAUUGUUUCCCUGCUGAGCUUUAUUGUCUCCCUGUGUUUAGCAGGAUUUGCAUUCGCAUUGCAACAGGAAAAGCUGCAGGAGUGUGAAAAUAGGUUGAAGUACCUGCAACCGGUGGCAGAUACAAUGCCUAAUUUUGCUCUGGAGACGCAGGGGGCCUUUAUUUUACCAAGUCUUUCCACAGCAACGUACCAGCCACCAUCAUGUGUAACGUAUUUGGGUAUUUCUCUUUGGCAACCCCUUAGGAGCCCAAGGAUUGUAAUUCAGGGACACCCCCUAAGAGUGGGAGACUGCUGGCCCCUCCCUGGUGAUCAUGGACAUUUAUUUAUCGCCUUGUCCCACCCGGUUACCAUCAGCCAUGUAACACUGGGUCACAUUUCAAAGAACGUGUCCCCAAGUGGCAGCAUUUACAGUGCCCCAAAGGAGUUUUCUGUCUUUGGCAUGAAGACUUUAGAUGAUGAAGGAACCCAACUAGGAACAUUUCUUUAUGAUCACGAUGGGGACCAGGUACAGACUUUCAAACUGCCUGAUCAUAAAAAAGGUACCUUCAACUAUGUGAAGCUGCAAGUUGAGAGCAACUGGGGCCAUCCGGACUACACCUGCCUGUACAACUUCAGAGUCCAUGGAAUGCUGCAAACCGGAGAAGGGAAACAAGGAGAGAAGAUAAAACUGUCUUCUGGUUGCAGAGAUUGGUAAGUAAAGUAUGGGUAAGUAUGUAUUUGUUUGAAUGUAAGGACUCUGACCAUCUGUGAGUAACUAGACUUAAUUUUGAACUUGUGUUGUGGAAUUUGCAGUCAUAAAAUAUAAGCAAUUUUUGUGUUAAUUUGGGGAGGGGGGUCUACAGCUGUAUAUUUGCUGGGGGGGAAGUAUGGUUCCCCAUACCUUCUCCCAGCAAACAUCAUACCUGACAGGGCUCAGAGAUAUGUCACAGCUGUGCAGCACACGUUGGCAGGAUGGAGACAGGGUGGGUGUGUUACUGGGGGGAGGUUUGGAGUACCGUGACGGUUCCCCAUUCUUCCUCCCAUCAAACCUCCUCCCUGACAGCACUGAAAGGUAAGUUACAGCUGUGCAGCGCACUGUG